AUGGAGGAUCCCCAGAGUCAGCUGGUGGAAUACCAGGGAACCCAGUACAAUGUCGUCAAAGAAGGAUUGGCAAAGAUUCUCAACCCGCCUGCCCAAGAAGCCGCUUCUAAGGGAACGAAGAAAGAUCUCAAAGCCGACGACCAGACCCAAUCCGUCUUCUACAAUCCAAUUCAACAAUUCAAUCGUGACUUGAGUGUGCUGGCCAUUCGCGCUCACGGAGAACAUGUCUUAGAUCUGAAGAAACAAAAAGCUGCCCAGAAGCUGAAGAAGCAGGCAGCCAAUGGGGAAAAGAAGCGUAAGCGCGAAGACGAUCAGACGGAGAACCCGAGGCCCGCUCCCAACGCAGAAAACAAGGAUAACACAGAGCCUAAUGACCAGCCAGUGCCUGCUGCCCCAGUUGAGCAAGAACCGCAGUCGAGUGUUCAACCCCAGCAGCCCUCAACACCAUCUUUUACUGUCCUCGAUGCCCUGUCUGCAACCGGAUUGCGCGCUCUUCGCUAUGCCUCAGAGCUGCCAUUUGUCACAAAGGUCGUAGCCAACGACUUAUCAGAGUCGGCAAUCAAGUCUAUGAAGAAAAACAUCGAGUAUAACGAGCUCCAAACAAUCCAACCCAACUUGGGCGAUGCUCGAGUUUAUAUGUAUGGGCUUGAUAACGCCAGCAAGUUUGACGUUAUUGAUUUGGAUCCAUAUGGCACAGCAGCUCCAUUCUUGGAUGCUGCAGUGCAGGCAGCUAAAGAUGGCGGCCUUUUGUGUGUCACUUGCACCGAUGCUGGCGUCUGGGCUUCGGUUGGCUAUUCGGAAAAGGCAUUCUCUUUGUAUGGCGGUAUCCCUAUGAAAGGCUCCCACUCUCACGAGGGUGGUCUGAGAUUGAUUUUGAAUUCCCUUGCCGCAUCAGCGUCCAAAUAUGGAGUGGCCAUUGAACCAUUGUUGUCUCUGUCAAUCGAUUUCUACGCUCGCGUGUUUGUUCGGGUCCACCGUUCUCCCGCACAAGUCAAAUUCAACUCCGGCAACACAAUGCUCGUCUACAGCUGUGAUGCUGGCUGUGGCGCAUGGUCAACACAGACCGUCGGUAUCAACAAAUCCAAAUUGGACCGCAAGGGAAACCCCAUCUACCACCACGGGGUUGCUAAAGGACCCUCAGCUGGUCCACACUGCGAACAUUGCGGCUCAAAAACGCAUCUCGCAGGCCCCAUGUGGGGUGGUCCGCUCCACAACCCUCACUUUAUUCAGAAGAUCUUGGACAUGCUUCCCGGAGCUGACACUGACACAUAUCAGACCACUGCUCGGAUCGAGGGCAUGUUGACCACAGCCCUUGAAGAAGACCUGGACAUCGCACCAUCUUCAUCAGAGACAUCCAGUCCCAAACAACCUGCCGCAGAAACAAAGAGCGAGCAGGAAGUUACAUACCCUGCCAUCAUUCCCCGUAUGGAUGUCGCCGCACGAGAAAAAUACCCAUUCUACUUCUCCCUCAGUUCUCUCGCCAAGGUUCUGCAUUGCACUACCAUCCCAAUCGACGAGUUCCGCGGUGCUCUCAGCCAUCUCGGCUACCGCUCCACCCGCAGCCACGCCAAGCCCAACUCCAUCCGCACCGAUGCCCCCUGGGAGGUGAUUUGGGAGAUUAUGCGUGAGUGGGUCCGUCAGGAAUCGCCCAUCAAAGAAUCUUCAUUGAAACCUGGAACUGCCGGUUUCGCGAUCAUGGGCAAGAGCCGUGAAAACCUGCGUAAACUGGGCGACGAAGACCAAUGGCUAUCGCUUCUCAAAAAGGAUCUCAUGUCUGCUGUUGAUUCUGGUAGAGACAUCAGUGACUUGGUCACUAAAGUUGAAGCUGCUCUAUACCGAUCUGGAUCGCGAAACUCGUGGCAAAAGGAUGGCGCUUCUACAGAGCCUCGUCCGGAUGCUGAGACCCAAUCUGCACCGGCUGAGGAACCUGUCGCUGCUACUACACAGGCCUCCAAGCCGCCUCAUCCUAGCGCCCUCACUGUGGUUUUUGAUGAGGUUCGAGGCCGUGAGGUGUCUGCUGCGCAUACUAAGAAGCGACUGGUGCGGUAUCAGCUCAAUCCCCGUGCUAACUGGGGUCCUCUCAACCGGGCAGGACGUUAA
Molecule: messenger RNA, 2100 nt
Organism: Penicillium paradoxum
Lineage: Eukaryota; Fungi; Ascomycota; Eurotiomycetes; Eurotiales; Aspergillaceae
Product: tRNA (guanine26-N2)-dimethyltransferase
Exons: 1
Coding region: 1-2100 (699 amino acids)
Biological process (GO): tRNA N2-guanine methylation
Cellular component (GO): nucleus
Molecular function (GO): RNA binding
Source: RefSeq, a predicted model, not a curated record